GCCCCCAGUACACAAUGGCCUGUGAUGGGCCACGCUUUGCAAUGCACAAUGGUAGGCCACGAUCACUUGGUGUUCACACAAUGGCGCAUGGCUCAUUGCUGCCUGGCAAACCACUUGCGAUGGACGUCGAAGUAAUUACGGCUGCAGCUAUUUAUUUGUAUACUGUUUACAAGUAUUACAGAAGUGUGUACCGUCACAAAGUUAUUAAAAAGAAAUGGCGAAAAAGGCGAUGGUGGAUGCUGACCAUUCAUCGAAACAGGACAAGGCAAUUCAUGGACAAUCUGUUAAGCGACCUUGUUGCAGAACCAUCAGGGGAAUUCGAUAACUUUGUUCGUAUGUCAUCUAGUGAUUUCGAGUAUAUAUUGCAAAAAAUAUCGCCAAUUAUUGCAAAAAAGGAUACAUAUUGGCGAGAAGCAAUACCUCCAAAAAUAAGAUUGGCAUUGACAUUGCGAUUUCUUGCGACUGGAGACAGUUAUAGGAGCCUGCACUACCAUUUUAAAAUAUCAAGUACACUCAUAUCUAGAAUUAUUCCUGAAGUAUGUUUGGCUCUGAACCAAGUGCUAAAGGACAUGAUUAAGAUUCCCACAAGUCCUGAAGAAUGGCUGACCAAAACGGAAGGAUUCAGCUUUCCACAUUGUCUUGGCGCGAUAGAUGGGAAGCAUAUUACCAUAUUAGCACCAGCUCAUACCGGAUCUGAAUACUUUAAUUACAAAGGAAGUUUCAGCAUCGUUUUAUUAGCCCUAGUAGAUAGUGAUUACUGUUUUUUGUUUGCUGACAUAGGAAGCCAAGGGAGAAUUAGUGAUGGAGGUGUUUUAAAUCAAAGCAAUUUGUGGAAAAAAAUAUGUGAUGGGACCCUUAAUUUACCACCUAGUUGCCCACUUCCUGGAAGUAAUACUAAUAUGCCUUAUGUUUUUCUGGGUGAUGGCGCUUUUGCUCUUAGUACUCAUAUUAUGAAGCCCUUUCCUGGACAUCAUCAGUUGGGUACCCCAGAAAGAAUGUUCAAUCAACAACUAUCACGUUCUCGUGCGGUCGUAGAGAAUACUUUCGGGAUAUUAUCGUCAGUUUUUAGAGUAUUUAAAAGACCUAUUCCAUUAGAUGUCGUUAAAACUUCUAUUAUAACCCACAGCUGUUUAUUACUACACAAUUUUUUAAGAAAGAGCAAAUCAUCUCGCAAUAUUUAUACUCCACCAGGCAGUACUGACAGCUAUGAUAGGAAUGGUGAAUUAAUCCAUGUAGGUAUGAGAGUAAACCAUGAAGAAAAUCUACGAGGGGCGGCUGAAAAGUUUUGA
Messenger RNA from Ostrinia nubilalis (European corn borer), 1289 nucleotides. RefSeq lists its product as uncharacterized. NCBI's taxonomy places the organism in Eukaryota, Metazoa, Arthropoda, Insecta, Lepidoptera, Crambidae. The record is from RefSeq and is a predicted model, not a curated record. Bases 15 to 1289 code for a protein of 424 amino acids. The transcript has 3 exons.